Messenger RNA from Megalopta genalis, 2641 nucleotides. RefSeq lists its product as uncharacterized. Lineage: Eukaryota; Metazoa; Arthropoda; Insecta; Hymenoptera; Halictidae. The record is from RefSeq and is a predicted model, not a curated record. Gene Ontology annotation, biological process: calcium-ion regulated exocytosis. Gene Ontology annotation, molecular function: calcium-dependent phospholipid binding; phosphatidylserine binding; SNARE binding. Gene Ontology annotation, cellular component: exocytic vesicle; plasma membrane.
UAGUUACCGAUCGUCCGCGGGCUCCUUCUAACGUGACAGAUAAGCCUCGCGAUAGAGGAUCGAGGAAUAUAUACGGUCUCCGCGUGUCUCGAGGCGGAAUUGUUGCUUCUUUUUCUUUUUGGAGAAGCGAUGUUUGUUUUUUGGAGCGAGAAAGGUGUCUUUCCGAUCCGAGUUUGGCGCUGUUGACAUUAGGGUGACGGGAUUCGACGAAAUGACGGGUCACUGAUUUUUUAAUUCGCGACUGUUCGGAUUGCAAGGGCGCAUUGACGAGUUGUUUGUUCGAUAUUUAUUAUAUAUCAUUAUAUUUAUUAAUAUAUUUAUUAUUAUUGUAUUAUUAUUUUAUUAUUAUAUUAUUAUUAUUCAGUUAUUUAUUCUAUAAGUGUCUUGCUCGCGGCAAAUAUUGCGAUAACGCUCGUCAAAAAUCAGAACGUCUUAUCGUUGCUGUUACGAACUAAUAGAAAACAGCCGCUUUCGGUGCUCCGUAAAUCCGGUAUUAAUGAAUUUUAAAUGGCUUCGAAAUCCUGUCGGAUAGAAAAAAUCUCGGUGAAUCGUUCUGCAGGCGAUUCGAUGAAAAGCUACGGCGCUGGAAGAUUUUCCCGUUGAAAUCGUGACGAGUUUGCGCCGCUUGAACACACAAAUCUCAUUCCAAAUAUUGCGACAAAGAUUACGCGUCGUCCCGCAAGAGCGCGACAACAAUCUUCUCGCACCUGCGGAAUUUCGAGCAGGGAAUCGUGAUCGUUCGAUCGGACUCUUGUGCGCGAACGAAUCGAUCGUGGAACGCGAGUAUCGGCGCAUUCCCGGGGAAGAACGAACGCGCGGAACGCGGGCCGUUAAAGGAGCAUCCGAAGAAUUUCAAGAUCCUGUACCAGCCUACCGAGGCUUUUUGCAAACGGAACACUUUCUAAUUAACUCUCAUUUCGUGCAAUCGACAUUAGACGGUUUCUAUUCUGCAUGAAGAGCAGCCCGGCCAUUGCGCUUCUGUAUUUCAGCUUUCAGUGUGUCGAGACCGCCGCGUUCGUAACAUGGUAUAAUCGCCGUUAUCGGCGCGAUCGGCCGUGAUCGAUAAGCACCGGACGGAUCGUCGUAAGGUGACCCCGAGAGAAAGAAGAGAAAAAAAAGAAGAAGAAAAAACCGGCGGACGAAGAUCGAAGAGGAUGGCGCUGGCGCGGAUCAAGAGUUUCAUCGACACGGGAUUGAAGACGGUGUCGACGCCGUUGGACCGCACCGUCAGCCUGGAGCCGGAAGUCGGCAUUAGGAUCGUUCAUUCGAGCAACGACAGAGCGCUGCACGUGACGGUGCUCGGUGCCCGACACUUGCCGCAGAAUUUCGGGUUCACGCGCGUCAACAGCUACGUCGUCAAGGUGAAGCUGAUACCCGGAAAGGAGAAGUUCGAGACGACGUCGAAGAACGAGUCGUGGCCGCAGUGGAACGAGGAGUUCACGUUCCAGCUGCGCAAGGAGACCAAACUGAAGUUCGGCAAGACGAAGGUCACCGAGGAGGAGAUCAGCGGCUCCAGACUGAUUGUGGCCACGUUGUACGCGAUACUCGAGGACAAGCCGUUGAUAGCUACCGAGAAGAAGGAGGCGGAGAAGGACAAGGGCGGAUCGCCGACGAAGGAUUCGCCGAAGAAAGGCGGCAAGAAGAAGGACGGCCAAGGAGCGUCCACGGAGAACCAGGAACCGGCGAAGGAGAAGCUGCUGUGCAAAUUGUUCGGCAAGAGUUCGGACAAGUCCGCGGACGCUGCGGUGCCGGACAAGAAGUCGUACGAGAAGAGGCGCACCGUUGGAGCGACGACCAUAUCCCUGGACCCGAAGAACUUCGCGUCGAAACCAGUGAAACCAAAGCACCCCAGCGAUGUGUCGACGGGAGACAUGUGGAGGCCGUUGCGGCCCAUUGCGAGCGGGAUUUCUGGCGCGGAGGACAGGAGGGAGAAUAAGAAGGGUCAGCUGGAGCUGUCGCUGUGCCAGGAGAAGGCCGACAAGAGGGAGGAGGGUAGCGAGAAACUGGUCCUGUCUCUGCACCGUCUGCGAUGCUCCUUGCAGACGAUGCACGAGCACGAGGCCAUUAAGGGGCAGAUGUAUCUAAAAAUGUCCGUGGUGGACAACGGCAGGGUCACUCAUUUCUGGAAGAGCGACCGGUUCGCGCCGUGCGUGUCGAUGAAGUUCGACCCGGAGAUGGCGCGAGUGAUCGCCGACAACCCUUAUCAGGGGGCGCUGAAAGACGUCAGCUUCGUAAUCAAAUACGUCUCGAAAAAUAAGAUGGGAAAGAAAACGACCGUCGGUCAUUUCGUGAUCGGGCCGGACGUGGCGGGGCCGUACGGCGAACAGUGGAAACAGGCCCUGGCGAAACCGGGACAGCAGAUAACGAAGUGGCAGGCGUUCGAAUGAGCACGUCGCGCGAACGGCUUUGAAACGGCGUGUGAAAUAUCCUCUUCUUUUUUUUAAGGGUGCCAUCGAAUGGUACCGUUCCAAAGAACGUUCACGAAAGACGGGCCCAGAACUUGCUCAGCUUUCGUCCGCACGGAAAUUCACUGUUCGAGGCAGAUCGCACGUAUUAAUGACUCGCACACGUUAUCUUGUACAUAUUUAUCGGAUUCCUCUAGAAUAUUAUAACCGUCCUCGAUUCCUGGACGAAGGAGCGU